AUGACUAGCCUUCCGCCACCCGAAAAACCGACGGUUGACUUUAACUUUUAUGAGCAACCAGGCACGAUAUUUUAUUUUGACGCGAUCCUCGAGAGCUUACGACAUGACUUGGCCAGUGAAGGAGCCGAUACAACUUUUACUGCUCCUGGUCUCGCCCAUUUCACAGCGCGAUUUCAAAAGUUUCAAGAAGACACCCUAGGUCGUGAAGCAUCAGAAGUGGCCAAUCACGAUCUUCCUCCUCGCAUACCUUCGUCACUGUUCCGGAUAGAAAAUCUUACCACAUCCUCACCGUUAUAUGUCAUUCUUCUUGCCGCAUACUCAUUUCAGUCCGACAGCGACAUUAGCGAUUGGCAAUUUGAUGCUCCUGAGGAAAAAGAUAUUUAUCUCGAUCUUGUCAAACAUAUUAGAAAGCGAUUAGCGGAAACAGGCGUUUAUCGAGCACCUUGUAUUUACUUCGACGACAAGAUGGCGCCCGAAAAAAAGGAAAAACUCGUUGGCAUGGUGGAAUCGUUAGGCGGCGAGAUCACCAGUACGGCUGCGUCAGCAACCCACGUCGUGUAUGAGGAUGACCAGCCUAUGGAAAAAGACAAAUUGAAUGUACUCGAGCAAAAGAAUGGACGCAUGUUGAUUCAUUGGCAAGGACUUCCGAAUUCCUACGAUAGCUGGGUGGAUGAGGGAGAAUACGCGAACGUCGUCACUGUCGAUCCUGCCUUGCAGCAACCGCCGUGGCACGUGAAGAGCUAUUGGGUACAGGACAGCUACACCUAUAACGAAUGGAUGGCUCCUGCGGAUUAUGAUUGUCCAGAUAAAAGAUUAGCACGUACCAGUCAGAAACGGUCCAUUGAACCUGAAGACGCUGCGAGUCCUGCAAAGAAACCCAAGACACCGCCACCAACAACAACGACGGCAACACCCACAACAGUAACAACGACGACGGCGAAUGAAGAAUCAAUGACACAAGCUCCGGUGAUUGCCCAGGAAGCCAAAGAUGAAUUGGCGGACCCUGCAUUUUUAUUACGACAAGAAGAAGCGAAACGCAAAUAUUUAUCAGUGCAAACACACGAGAUUGUCAUUCCCUCUUAUGCUGCUUGGUUCGAUAUAUCGAAAAUCCAUGAUAUCGAACGUCGCUCGGUGCCGGAAUUCUUCAAUAAUCGCAACAAAUCCAAAACACCUACCAUCUACAAGAACUAUCGUGACUUUAUGAUUAAUACCUAUCGAACGAAUCCGCUCGAUUACUUGACCAUUACGGCUUGUCGACGUAAUUUAUCAGGCGAUGUUUGUGCCGUCAUUCGCGUUCACGCAUUCUUGCAACAAUGGGGUCUUAUCAAUUACCAGGUUGACUCCGAGUCCCGUCCUCCGACUGCACCGCCGAAUUUGUCGGAACAGUACAAGGUGGUCAAACAGUCACUACCAGAAACUGACCAGGAUGAGAAGGACGGCGACAUUCACAUCAAGUCAGAAGGCGCGAUGAGCGAGAAGCUUACAACCGACAUGGAGACAUCAGAUACAAAGCCAGUGUCGUUCGACGACAAAGAGAUAAAGGCUCAAACCUGUGUCAUCUGUGAUGAUGUAUGUUCAAAGGAGCAGUACUGCAGUACGAAACGGGUAGAUACCUACGUAUGUAGUAAUUGCUAUCUGGAUGGAAAAUUACCGGAGAAUCACAGCAGCGAAGACUUUGUGAUUCAGCUAUUGGAUAAGCAAGAAGAAGCGUCUUGGUCCGAGGAAGAAGAAAGACGGCUGAAGGAAGGGUUAGAAAAGUAUGUGGAUGACUGGAACCAAAUUGCCGAUCACGUCAGCACGCGAACGCGGGAUCAAUGCGUGCUACAUUAUCUACAACUGCCAACGGAAGAUCCUCUGAACCUUUUACCGGUAGCAAAAAUGGGCUUACUUCAAUUUCUUCGACAAGCUGCAGAAAAUCCUGUGAUGUCGACGGUGGCGUUCUUAGCAUCUACAGUAGAGCCUCAAGUAGCUGCGGCUGCGGGACAAGUGUCGGUAUCGAAUGUUCAGUUGAAAAAGGAGGAAGAAUCCGCAGCGAAGGACGGACAUGAUGAUGACGAUCAUGAUCAGUUACGGGAAAUUGCGUACGAUUACGUUCGUGUCAAAUUAAAGCAAUUCCAACUCCACGCAACACAGUAUGAGGCGCUGGAAGAUAUGGCUCAGCAAGAGAGACGACUGCUUGAACGUGAACGACAUCAGUUACAGCUUGAUCAAGCGGCUCUAAAGAAGCAGAUCGACAGCAUCCAUGUGGAAAUUGGGAAACAAAGUGCUAUGGCCGCCGCUAUUGCCAAUCGAAUCACGCCUGCGCAAAUUCAGCAACAAAUGGCAGGAAAUUCCGCGUAUAUGCAGCAACAACAGCAGCACCAGCACCAGCAGCAACCGUCACCAUCCCAACCAUCACCGCAUCAUUCUCAUCAACCCCAAGUUUUGCAACAGCAGUUACAUUUGCAGCAACAGCAGCAAUAUCAUUAUCACAUGCAGCACAUGCAGUACCAGGCUCAACAACACCAGCAGCAGCAACCGCCACAACAUGAUGGCCAAGUAUCGCCUCCAGGACACGAUUUCAACAUGAUGUAA
Molecule: messenger RNA, 2574 nt
Organism: Radiomyces spectabilis
Lineage: Eukaryota; Fungi; Mucoromycota; Mucoromycetes; Mucorales; Radiomycetaceae
Exons: 3
Coding region: 1-2574 (857 amino acids)
Biological process (GO): positive regulation of DNA-templated transcription
Cellular component (GO): SWI/SNF complex
Molecular function (GO): histone binding; DNA binding
Source: RefSeq, a predicted model, not a curated record